This is a messenger RNA of Grus americana (Whooping crane), 7885 nucleotides long. It is a transcript of the gene IFFO1, whose product is annotated as intermediate filament family orphan 1. The transcript has 9 exons. NCBI's taxonomy places the organism in Eukaryota, Metazoa, Chordata, Aves, Gruiformes, Gruidae. The record is from RefSeq and is a predicted model, not a curated record. Bases 213 to 1847 code for a protein of 544 amino acids.
GGGCCGGCCGGCGGGGCGCGGGGCCGGGCGGGGGGAGCGGCUCUCCGGCCCCGCCGCCGCCGCCGCAUCCCCGCCGCAGCGGAAGCCGCACCCCCCCGCCGCCGGGGCCGGCCGGGCGCAGCCCCCCGGCGCAUCCCGCCCCCGCCGGGCCCCUGAUUGGCGCCGGCGGCCUCGGCUCCCCCCCGCGCCCCGCUCCUCGUCCCGCCGCCGCCAUGAACCCGCUCUUCGGCCCCAACCUCUUCCUCCUGCCGCAGGAGCAGCAGGGGCUGCCGGGCCCCGAGCCGCCGCCGCCGCCCGCCCCGCGCCCCGCCGAGGCCCUGGGGGGAGAUCUGGCCGCCCCGCCGCCCGCCGGCCCGUUCCCCGCGCCGCCCGCCGCCAUGGCCCUCCGCAACGACCUGGGCUCCAACAUCAGCGUCCUGAAGACGCUGAACCUGCGGUUCCGCUGCUUCCUGGCCAAAGUCCACGAGUUGGAGCGGCGCAACCGGCAGCUGGAGAAGCAGCUGCAGCAGGCGCUGGAGGAGGGGGCCGGCGGCGGGGGGAGCCGGGGCCGCGGACCACCGCGCCGCGAUCAGGCGGUGCAGACCGGCUUCGUCGGCCCCAUCCGCACCCUGGGGCUGGGGCUGGGGCUGGGACCGGCCCGGGCGCUGGGUUCCCCCGGCUGCCGCCCCGGUGCCCCCGCCCAGCCGCCUCCUACUUUCCCGGCCGCCUCCCGCUUCAUGCCCGGCACCAUAUGGUCCUUCUCGCAAGCCCGGCGGCUGGGCCCGGGGCCGGAGACAACCCUGGUGCAAGGACCGGGGGUCUCCUGGGUCCACCCGGACGGGGUGGGCGUCCAGAUCGACACCAUCACCCCGGAGAUCCGGGCCCUCUACAACGUGCUGGCCAAGGUGAAGAGGGAGCGUGACGAGUACAAGCGCAGAUGGGAAGAGGAGUACACGGUGCGUGUCCAGCUUCAGGACCGAGUGACUGAGCUGCAGGAGGAAGCCCAGGAGGCUGAAGCCUGCCAGGAGGAGCUGGCCAUGAAGGUGGAGCAGCUCAAGGCAGAGCUUGUUGUCUUCAAGGGACUGAUGAGCAAUAACAUCACGGAGCUGGACACCAAGAUCCAGGAGAAGGCCAUGAAGGUGGACAUGGACAUCUGCCGACGCAUCGACAUCACUGCCAAGCUGUGCGACGUGGCACAGCAGCGGAACUGCGAGGACAUGAUCAAGAUGUUUCAGUCUCUGCACUUGUCUCCCGUUAAGGUCCCAGCCUCCGUGGGGCGGAAGCGGGAGCGCAAGCAGGUCAGUGACGAAGACACCUCGCUGUCAGAGAGCGAUGCCUCCCGAAAACCUGAUGAGGAAGAGGAGGACGAGACCACAGCCAUGAGUAUCAAUGAGGAAAUGCAGAGGAUGCUGAACCAGCUGCGGGAAUAUGACUUUGAAGAUGACUGUGACAGCCUCACAUGGGAGGAAACAGAAGAAACACUGCUCCUCUGGGAGGACUUCUCCGGAUAUGCCAUUGCAGCCGCAGAGGUGCAGGGGGAGCAGGAUGACAGCCUGGAGAAGGUGAUCAAGGACACCGAGUCACUGUUCAAGAGCCGUGAGAAGGAGUACCAAGAAACCAUCGACCAAAUAGAGCUGGAGCUGGCCACGGCCAAGAACGAUAUGAACCGGCACCUGCACGAGUACAUGGAAAUGUGCAGCAUGAAGCGAGGCUUGGACGUGCAGAUGGAGACUUGCCGGCGGCUCAUCACCCAGUCUGGGGACAGAAAGUCUCCUGCCUUCACCCCGGCCUCCAACAGCGAGUCGGCCCCAAACGAGGAGAGUGAGGAGUCUGACCGUGACCACCCCAGCGAUGCUUCCAUCAGAUAAUGAGGGGAGGCCCCACUCCCUUGGACCCCCUUCCUGGCACGGGGGUGCCUGAGCCGCGCCUGGGAGAGACUGUCAGGCACGUGGAGCUGCUGGUAAACGUCUGUCACCGAGGCUCACUCCCGUUUUGGGGUGCUUGGCAGAUCCUGCACCCCCCCCGCCACCAGAUAUCUUGCAAAUGGGAAUAGCUAAAUAGACCUGAGGGCCCUCACCUGGGCCACUCAGCCUCCAGCCCCUUCUCUAUUCCCUUCCCCUGCUUUGGUUAAACUGCAGUUUGGGCGGGGAGGCUCCAAACCUGCCACGGUGGCAUACUCCAGGACCUGUCCCCAGCCCCCCCACCCCCCAGCCCCACCUCCUCCAUCCUGGUACGCUUGACUUGCCCCCUGCCCUCCCUGCACCACGCGGAAGCCAAACGAGAGCCGUAUCUCCUUGCAAACUGGACCUGACACUGGUGCCAACUGGACCGAGCCCGGGGCUCUCUCCGUCCUUGCUGCUGGCCGGGCGCCCGGCUGGUCCCUGCACUGCGCCGGGCACCCCGACCCCCCCCCCCCACCUCCUCCAGGGUGGGGGCCGAGUCCCGCUCACCGUGCACUUUGCUUUGCCGCGUGUCGGCGGUGCGCUCGUGUCUGUGUUACAGGAGCGAGGGGUCAUUAAAUGGGACAGUUUCCUUUUCUACAGCUUCGCUGGGUGUGGGCUCUCCCUGUGCUGCCGCGGGCACCACGCGGCUUGAGGUGAGGGGUGUCCUUUGUGGGACCUCCAAGCCCACAUCAGUGGGGGCCUCCCGUGGGACACUCCUGUUCCUUGGAUGUGCCAGUGGGACUGGCACAGGGGACAGUGGUGAGAUCCCUGUUCUGGGAGCCACUGGCCCUCGAUGGGCCGUGUGUAGCGCCAGUGCUGCGUGGGCUGCCUUGUUCUUAACCUUGGAGCAUCAUCGACGCUGAGUCAAAGGGAUUGGCGAGGUCUCAGCUCCUGUGGGGUAAAUGGAGCCAAACGUGGCUCAUGCCUUGUGCACCUUCCUCUCUCAGAGCCUGGCCUCCUUUGCCAUGUCAGCUUUUUACCAGGGCAUGUCAGAGCAUCUUCUUUCCUGCCCUCAGUCCUGCGUCCAACCUCAGCGUAACUGCAGUGGGGGUUCCUCUGUCCCAGCAUCUCUUGUAGCAUUUGCCUGGCUGGCCAUUGCACAUGCCUCUCUGGUGAUGGGAGGCUGGGUGGCGGAGUGGGGGUGAGCAGCCUGCUGAGAGGCAGUGUUUUGCAGGGCUGUCUGCUGAGCAGUGGACCUGGGCUGCACUGCCAAGGCAGGUGAAGCUCCAGAGCAAGCUGCUUCUCACAGGGAGUCCUGAAGGGAGGAAAAGUAGAUGGCAGCAGAGUUUUUGGAUUAUCUCUAAGCUUAGGUAACGUAGAUAAAAUGAGGGCUGGGGGGAUGCAAAAGUUUCUCUCUGUAGGUUUGGCUUGGGUAGCUAACGCUGCCGUACGCGUGAGCUGUGAGCACUGCUCGGUGUUUGGGCAGGGUGAGGUCCUCUGUGUGUGCCUGCAAGACACGUUAAGGCAUGUGUUGGCGUUUCAGCAUGGGCUAAGCUGGCUGGCUAGAGCCGGCUGGUGGCUGCAGGGAGGCGAGGCCCUGCAAAUGGCAGGAGAAGUUAGCAGUCGAGGAAACCCCCCAGCCAGGGCGCAGCUGGGGCACCGCUGCUGUCGCAGGGAAAUGGCAGUUCGUCAGCCAGUGGUCUGCUGUGGCUGGGCUCUGACUCACAAGCGCUGUCUUUGCCUCUCACGGGUAAGCCGGGAGAGUGUUUCACGGGAGCAGCAGGGUGCUGAGUAGCAGCAGAGGUGUGCUCCAUCCCCUCGGCAGCAUGGGGCUGUGGAGGCAGACGGGAGGUGUGCGUCUUGGUGCCUGCCCUGAGACAGGGCCUUCGCCACAGGCCUCACCUCCAUGCUGCCUUGCCUGUUUCCCUUUCUUUCCCCCUUUCCUAUUUAUUUUUCUUCCUAAAAGAGCAAAAGCCAGAGAAAGUGUUUUAAUCUGGGCUUUUUCUUUCAAGUGAUGAUGCCUCACACACAGUAGCUCAGGGAUCACUAUUUAUCCUGCCUGAAGGCUCUUCUAGUUAAUGCAAAUCCCCUUUCCCAUACAUGUCUCUGCAGCAUAUUAUGCCCUUUCACUUCUGUGGAGAUCUCCGUGAGUGGCUGGCUAAGUCUGGCUUUCCCCGUGCAUAGUCCACGACAUGUGUAUCUUGGCCCACAGGACUGUAGAGCACGUACCCUGAGAUUUCUGGCAUGAAGCACAGGACCAACAUCUCAAGCACUCAUUGCCCAGAGGAGCAGCUGGUGCUGCCAGAUGCCCGUGUACCAGGAUACGUGGGGACCCCAGUCCCACUCAGCUUGUCAGAACUUCCUUUGCAGAGAAACUGAGAUCUCUCCCAACCGUGCGUGCAAGAUGCUGUUCUCUGGUGAAUUGGCUCUGUUCUCCCACCAGUGUGACAGCCCCUGAGAUCUCACUGGCAGGACAUGCAAUGCUGAUCCUUUACCUCAGCAAUUUCUUGGCAUGGGAAGCACAGCCCAAGGCCUCCAGUGUUAGCUGGACUGUUUCCCCUGCAUCUGCAUGUCCAUCAGUGGUGACCCUGUAUCUUUGAUGUGGAGAUGUGGAGCUUCCAUUUAUUUAACUCUUUGUGGGCUCCCCUCCAUUCUUUGGAGAGUGUAUAGCCUGCUUUUCUCCACCAUGAAUCCUGCUGGGAACUGUGAUGUCUAGGAACUGUUCAGUACUAUGUUGCUUCUCACUUCCCUAACCUCAUCCCUUUUCCAGGAUACCUCUCAGCAGCGCCUGCUCAGGAAGCAAUACCAGAAGAAAUUGUCUAGUGAAAAAUUGUCAUGGCUGCUUGAUCUUUCUGAGCACCUGUUGGUCUGUAUUCAUCUUACAGGGAAUAAUUAGGCACCUCAUUUACCCAUAGACCACAACCCAUUCAAAGAUCUUUGCUUGGCUUAAACUUUCUCAGAGUCUUGAUUGCUGGGGCAGCUUGGCCGCGGAUGGAAGGGGCCUUUUUCUAUUCUUGACCCAGAUGAUGAGUUGAUGAAAUGAACUUUGGAGGAGGGAGUCAGUUGCUUUUUUCAGCUGACUGUGCUCACCCAUAAGCAUGUUGCAGCUGAGCCUAGUGUGGUCCUUCUAGUGCACUAGAGCAGCCCUUGGCAUGCCCUGUCUCACUCAAUGUCCAUGCAUUAAGGGGAAUGUUUAUUGCCCAAGUACAGUCCAAGCAUGACUGUGUCUUACUGAAUAGGGUCCCAUGGCAGGAUGCAUCUGGGAGUCCCUCUGUCAGCAUCCAUCUCAGGAUUUUUCAGAUGUGGCUGCUGUCUGGUCACCUCUGUGAACAUCUGUCCAAACCAUCGUUUGAGGAUCAUGUCUCUGGGUUGGCAGUGAAGUCCUCCCAUUGAAUAUUUAGGCAGCCUAAUUCAGCUUCCCCACCCUUCAGAAGUCCAUGUUGAUGGAGACUUACUUGGGCAGCCUGGGAACGUGCUAGUGAUUGCUCAGUCAGCCUUUGAGCUGGGGUUAGAGAGGCAGCUCUCUGCCAUGGCAGCUGUGCUCCAUGCUCCCUGUGCUGAGAUCAGCCUCUUGGCAAGGGACUUCAGCAGAUGGAGCCAGGCAUUUUGCAGAUGUGAGCCCUGGCUCCCCGCUGAAUGCGUUCCUGAUCAUGUGGCAUGCAGAGUGGCCUCCCCUGCCCCUUCCCUAGUGAAGUUCCCUAGAACUCAGCUGAGAGGUGAGCUCUCAUCCUCAGAGACCCUGUCUGGCAAGGUAGCUCUGAGACCAGGCCCACUGAGUUUCUUGAUGAAGACUUCCAGAUUUUCUCACAGGGCAGGGACCAUCGCCCUCCUUGCACCUCACCACAUCGAUGUGGGAUGUUCUUACUGGCUCUAGAGAGGGUUCAGUCAACCUAACCACUACAUAGCCUAGAUCUUCUUCCCUGUGUUAAGCAAGCCUGCUCCCUCCCUUCACUCAUUCCUGGAUCCCAUCUAUUUUGGAUCGUAUCUCAGAACUGAGUCUGACUUGUCGGUUUGUUCAGUUAAGGUCCUAUAUUUUUCACCCAGCACCCUUCUGCUGAAGGCACUUUGUCACCUGUCCCACAUGACUGGGCUUUGUGUGAGUUAGCUUUUCCCCAUUUUAGGAUUCCUUAGAUCUACCUAAAUGUGAUGCUGACAGGUUUGCUGUAGCAACUUUUGAUUCCCUGGUAAUCUGUUUAUUAUUCUGUUUCUCUUUUUUCUUAGCCAAGAGGUCAGAGAGAUCAAAGCUGCAUAGAAAGUUGUUCAUUUUUUUUUCUAGACUUGAGCUGGGAGACUGGCUUUCUGAAGCCUCGUACCUUUGCUACAAAAGCUUCGUUUGUUCUCGAGAGGGCCAUGUUCUCGAUAUGUUUAUGGUUGUUGCUAUCUCAGGUACCUGUGGCACAGAGUGUCCCAGAACUUGCAGAUGAUGAUCAAGUAUGUCAAAUAUUCUAUGGUAAGAAACCUCCUUUUGAGGUCAGAAUUAACACAGAACACAGUGGAGUGCUGUUUCCUUGGAGAUGCAUCUGGAUGAUGUAUGGACAGGCUUGUGAAGACAUCUGGCCAGCCCUUAUGCAUAGUGAUUGAUGCUGGGAGCAAUAGUAAGACAGCAUGGAGAACUGGAUGGGCUACAGACAGCUUUUGGGAAGCCCAGUCACCAUUGAAAAGUUUCCAGUGUGUGUAUGAGACUGUGAGACGUGCUUUAGAUGUAAAUUUUCUAAAUGCUUGGGACACUUUCUCUUGGGACAGGAACAAGGAAAGGAUGCUGUAGGUCCUCUAGCAAAGGAGGUACAGAUUUCAUAGCUUGGAGAGUAGCUGUAAGAGUUGGGAAGGUACUAAGGUAAUGCUAUGGAAAAGGAGCUCAAGCGGCUGCUAAAAGACAUCAUGCUCAAGCUGAGCCAGUAUCACAACAAAUGGGAAGAGGCAGCAUUUUCGACUGCAUCUGGGCAAGGUGCAACAGAAAGUACAAAUUCUCAGGGUAGGAAGAAAUCUGGUUAAUGAACUUUUUUUUUUUUUUAUGCUCACAGCCACAUUGUAGAACUGCUAGCUCACCACCUUGGUAAAGGUGGCAUAGGCAAGAGCAAUUGUGAGUUUGGGUUGCACACUGUGCUAAAAAAAAAAAAAAAAAAAAAAAAAUCAUAUUCACUCUAGAGACAGCAAAACAACAUGAUCUGACACCAAAUUUUGUGUUCAGGGUCUUUUAUAUACUCCUGAAUCACCAAGCAAAACACAUCAAUCUAUUUCUGAAGUACCUCUCUGCUUUGUGCAAAAAGGAAAAUUAUGUUGUCAUGGGAGACUUUGGCUGGGGAUACCGAAUAAUAUGCUAUGCUGUGGAGAGUUUCUCAUCAAUUUACAGAUGAUGGCAUGCCCAAGUAAGGCAAUGAUUUUAGAUGUCCUUAUGACAGAUGAAGACUGAGUUAGAAUUGAUGGUUGCCUAAAGACAAGGGAUCAACUGAGAAACAAAUGAAGACAUCACCCAGGACAAAAAUGCCGUAACAGAAAACUGCAUGUAGCCUUUUCUCACAGUGAAAUUGUUUAGGAGAAGUAUUAAAAAAAAAUUAUUAAGUGGGAGAUCUGUGGAAAGAAGAGAGUAUUUCCAGUUAUCCAAAAAGCUAUGAUAUAGUAUGCAUGAGAAGAUAGCUUUCAGUAAAGUACUUCCUUGAGUAAGCGGCCAUAUGACAAUAGUACUUAGAAAUAAGGAUAAUUAAUAAAAAUAAUAAUAAAGCCUGACCUUAAUUAAUAAAAAUAAACCUUGUAACCACUACAGUGACUGUGGGUGGGGAAAGAGGAAUAGAGGGACAACAAAAUAAUCGAGAUGUAUGAAAAAAGGUUAUAUGAGUAGCUGAACAUAUCCAGCUAUCAUAAUUUUUUUCUUGAGGUCUAAGUUCACCAAUAAAUCAUUCUAGUUACAGUUAAAGGAAAAAUCAAUUCUAGCAGUAAUAUAAACCUUUUUUCUUGACUGAAAUUGGAAAAAAAAAAUAUCAAAAUGAGGCAAAAAAGGAGAAGUACUCACCAGAUAUGUCUGUACU